GGUAUACCUAUCUACUCGACCACAGCUCCAUAAUCCGAUGACUCGGUCGACGUCAACAGUCGCAUACAGACGUCCGCGCCCUGCGCUCUCGGCUCAUUCACGAGCCAAAAUUGAGUGUAACCACUUUAGCGAGAGAGAGAGAGAGAGAGAGAUAAAGACUAGUCGCUAGUAGUACAUAAAUACACAAGUUCGACAAGGAAUAGACAAGAUGGGCAAACUGCAAGACUUCCGCAUCGAGUUCGAGAGACCCGGCGCCACUUAUGCGCCUGGAGAGAUUGUCACUGGCAAAGUUAUACUCACUCUGUCCGGCACGAAAAAUAUGCGCGAAAUAAGAAUAGAAGCUAAGGGUGAGGCCGAAGUUCACUGGACGAAGCAACGACGAAAGUCGAACGGCAAUGGUAGCCACAGAGUCACGGACCACUACAACGGUUCGGAAACUUAUUUUAGCGUGUCCAAUCGUUUGGUUGGCGCUACAGGUGGGGAAAGUUCAGCAACAAUACCGUCCGGUACAAGUACGUACCCCUUCAGUUUCCACAUACCCCAGAAUAUUCCCUGCAGCUUCGAACACGUUCUCGGAUUCGUUCGGUACACCGUGAAAGCCGUAAUCGACAGACCUUGGCGAUUUGAUCACAAGGUCGUAUCCGCCUUCACCGUCGUUGCCGACUACGAUUUAAAUGCUCAUCGGAAUCUUGCCACGGGUCUAAGUGACGAGAUUAAACGAAGAUUUCGUUCCUGCUGCUGUUUGGGAAACGCAGGUGGCAUAAAGGCCAUAGUCAAGAGCAGAGUCAGUGGUUUUGUUCCUGGUGAAACGAUACAGCUGGAUGUCAGCUACGAUAACAGCUCGACUUCCGUCGAGGUGAAGAGGAUGAAGCUGUACUUGUACAAGGAAUUACAAUUUUUCGCAUCGACACCUUUCCCCGACAAAAAGUUCACAUCGGACGUCGUGAAAAAGGUGAAAAUAGGUGGCCCAUUUCCCAAAAAGGGCGAAAAAAGUUUGUGCAUCGAGGUACCCCCGAUGCCACCUUCGAAAUUGGAGCACUGCACUCUCAUUAACGUCUCCUACAAACUGGUGCUAAUAAUUGAAACUUCGGGAUUGCAUCGCGACAUAGACCGGUCGUAUCCAAUAGAAAUAGGCACAGUACCGCUGUACUAUCAGGUGUCGGGCCAGGCCCAGCCUUCGUUGGUUCCUUCAGCACCACCAAUUGAUCAGGUCACUCCCAACACUCAACUCUUGCCACACCAGCAACAGGCUGCAUCGCAACCAAUCGGUUUUGUGGUCAUGAGCGCACCUCCUUACAUGGCUGCUGGAGCUCCGGUGCAUCAGAUGCCCGAAAUGCCGCCUCCAUCGUAUGAAGAAUGUAUAGGAGGAAGUAAUCCUAUUGCAGAUCCGAACGAAAAGGGAAUGAUUGGAUCCAACACGCAGUUUGCGCCCAAGUAUCCGGUUUACAAAUUCCCGAUGCCUAUGCCUUAUCCGCCCUAAGUAGAAUUUAGUAAAAAGUCUGACUGAGAUUGUGAUAAUAAUAUUCACUAUAGAAUAGAAGGGAAGCAGUGGUUCACUCUGAAACGUGUUUAAGCCAAUCAUCACAUGAAAUUCAUUAAAGUAGAGUCUGUAACAUAGAAUUAAACUUAGUUAAGAAUAUUAACGUUAGAUCUGCCGUUUGUAAUAAAAGAAAAAUAUCUAUAACGUAUUCAAAACAUAGAAAACGAAAGUGAAAAUAUGGACGGAAAGAUAUUGAUAACGUGAAAAAUAUGUUCCUGUAUCUAAACGAUCACCAUUUGCCUAAAGAGUAAUAGCAUGUAUAAAACAAGAUCAAAAACUAUUUUAGUCAAUUAUAAUGAUACUUUUUAUAACUACUUACAAACUUUUUAAUUUUAUACUGUCUUUCAGAAACAAAAAAACAUUUAUUGUAUUUAAUCGAUUCUACGUCUUACGAUAAUUACGAACAAAAGUCGUUCACUACUACGUAAGUGAUAUAGUUUUAAUGUUUGAUACAUUAUGUUGAUCGUGUUACUCAGAGUAAUCGAAAUUUUGACAGAGUUGAAUAAACUUCCUUGUGAAUUGUAUUCCAUAGGUAUUUAAGGCUUGUUUUAAAUGUAUUUUUUAUAUGAUUUGUUUUAUAUGCAUAUGCAACUAGGAAAACAAAUAAAAUAUGACGUAUAUUCCUUAAGUACGUUUUUUCUUUAUAAGUUACUAAUUAAUCGGGAAGAAGGUGAACAUAUUAAUAAUAAAGCGAUGAUUUCAUAUAUUUA
Molecule: messenger RNA, 2250 nt
Organism: Nasonia vitripennis (jewel wasp)
Lineage: Eukaryota; Metazoa; Arthropoda; Insecta; Hymenoptera; Pteromalidae
Product: arrestin domain-containing protein 17
Exons: 8
Coding region: 209-1480 (423 amino acids)
Biological process (GO): protein transport
Cellular component (GO): cytoplasm
Source: RefSeq, a predicted model, not a curated record